Messenger RNA from Parnassius mnemosyne (clouded apollo), 1341 nucleotides. The record is from the annotation of a GenBank genome assembly. Lineage: Eukaryota; Metazoa; Arthropoda; Insecta; Lepidoptera; Papilionidae.
AUGGCCGCUCCUUGGUACGCUGUGGUAAUACUCGCCGCCACUGUGCUCGGCGCUUCCAUCACCCCAACAGAAAAACAGACGGUGGAAAAAUCAACUUGUGGAAGAGUUUGGAUAACUGUUCAUUCACCUGAGAUAAAACUAACUAACGGGGGGCAAAUACUAGAUGCCGUCGAGCUCAACUGGGACUUUAACGAAUGUUCAAAUACGCCUAGACAAAUUGGUCUUUUCAAUAAACGACCAGCAACCUGGGGCAACGCAUUAGUGAUCUAUCCUAUCCAGUCUACGGAAGGUCAUAUAGUAACAAGAAUCCCGCUGGGAGUAGGUGCGUUGCCAGCAGGAUGGGAAACAAGCGCUGGUGCGAGGGGUCCGAAUUGUCUAUGGCCUUGGGCUGGCGCUGGUGAUGCUGAUAUUCAAGCUUACAACUGCUUGAAGAUACAACCAACAUGGAUGGAGGAUAAUGCAGCUAAAAUCAACUCGCUCCGCAUUGGGGAACUCGUGAUCCCGGGUACGCACAACGCAGGCGCGUGGCGCUUCGAUACAGAAAUCAGCACCGUCACAAGGGACAGUUUUGUCCUUUGCCAGGAUCGCUCAAUCUGGGCUCAACUUGUACACGGAAUUCGAUACUUGGAUUUUAGGAUCGCCUACUACGAAUUCUAUCCAAAUAAAGAUGAGAGAUACUGGUUAAAUCAUAACCUUAUCCGAGUUCGUCCUUUAGUACCUUUACUGAAGGAGAUAAGAGCUUUCUUGGACGUUACUAAAGAGGUCGUGUUUCUCGAUGCACAUCAUUUCCCCGUCGGGUUCUACGAACCUGACGGCAGUCCAAUAAGAAGCGUUCACGCUGGUCUACUGGAGAUAGUGCAUAGAGAACUUGGACCUCAUUUGGCACAUGCAGACCGGUUCGCAACCGCACCCGGUACUAGAGGACCAACUCUCCAGUCCUUGCUAGACGCUGACAAACGUUUGCUAUUUAGCUACGUCGACAACAGCGUUGUUUCAGAAAACACCUGGCUAUGGCCGAUUCUACCACAUCUAUGGGCGAACACAAACAAUCCAUCGGAACUGUUCCAGUACUUAGAUGAGGCGAUAAGCAUGUCACCGCACCCUAACGCGCGGUCGCCGCUUCACUCAGCUAUGGCGCAAACUACUCCUACAGUGUUCGAUAUACUUUUACUGCGAGGUUCACUGCGAAUGAACGCUGACGCUGUAAAUCGCAACGUAACCGCACGCCUUGUUACCCACUGGCGACAACAAGCUAAUAUUAUCUCCACCGAUUUUUUCUUGGCCAAUGAUGUCAUCGACCUUUCUAUAGCUCUUAGCACCGAACGCGGAGCUCGAUUAUGA